Messenger RNA from Archocentrus centrarchus (flier cichlid), 3578 nucleotides. It is a transcript of the gene cp, whose product is annotated as ceruloplasmin. Gene Ontology annotation, biological process: iron ion transport. Gene Ontology annotation, cellular component: plasma membrane. The transcript has 24 exons. Gene Ontology annotation, molecular function: copper ion binding; oxidoreductase activity. The record is from RefSeq and is a predicted model, not a curated record. NCBI's taxonomy places the organism in Eukaryota, Metazoa, Chordata, Actinopteri, Cichliformes, Cichlidae. The coding region runs from base 126 to 3347 and encodes 1073 amino acids.
UACUUCGCUGACCUCAGCCGUGUGUCAUCUCACGCAGUAUAAAGACGCAGAGGUUCAAAAAUCUCUGUGACACACUGACAAACUUUAAGACUUCAUCAUCAGUGUCAGCUUUUAUUUUGGACAAAAUGAGCAGGCUGGAUUUAAGGACUGUUUUGCUGUUGUGUUGUGGGGUAAUAUGUGUUUCUGCCAUGAGACGAGAGUAUUUCCUCAGGAUAGAGGAGGUGUCUUGGAACUAUGCUCCGACUGGAAUGAACAUCAUCCAAAACCGGUCAAUCGAGGAAGAUGAAGAAGCCUCCGUCUUUUUAAAGAGAGGUCCCCAGCGUAUCGGCUCAACCUACAAGAAGGCUGUUUAUAAACAGUACAGCGACGCCACCUACAGGACAGAGCUGACAAAGCCAGCAUGGUUGGGUUACCUGGGACCAAUGUUGAUGGCUGAGGAGGGAGACACGCUGAUUGUCCACCUAAAGAACACGGCGUCCAGACCUUACAGCGCCCACCCACACGGACUGAACUACACCAAAGGCAACGAGGGAGCCCUGUACCCAGAUGGCACAGGUCCAGAGCUGAAGCGGGAUGAUUCAGUGGCUCCUGGUCAAACAGUGACCUAUGAGUGGACCCUCGCAGAAUCCCACAGCCCAACAUCGCUGGACAGUAACUGCAUGACCAGAUUCUACCACUCCCACAUCAGCCCACCAAAGGACAUCAACUCAGGAUUGAUAGGGCCCCUCAUCGUCUGUAAGAGAGGAACUCUGGACUUGCAUGGCGACAGCUCAGGAGACUACCAGUAUGCUCUACUGUUCAUGGUAUCAGAUGAGAACUUCAGCUGGUACCUGGAUGAAAACAUCAGGACAUACAUCACUAAUCCUGCCAGAAACCUGAAGGAGGAUGAAGACUUCAUGGAGAGCAACAAGAUGCACAGUAUUAAUGGGUUUAUGUACGGUAAUCUUCCUGGACUGAGCAUGUGCCAAGGCAACAAGAUCCAGUGGCAUUUGUUUGCCUUAGGCGAUGAGGUGGACAUACAUUCAGUUCAUUUCCAUGGCCAGAUCCUGACCACUCUGAACCACCACACAGACACAGUCAGUCUUUUCCCUGCUUCUAGCACGACAGCUGAAAUGACAGCUGACAACCCGGGACACUGGCUGCUGACAUGCACUGUCAAUGACCAUCUGAUGGCUGGGAUGCAGACUUUAUUUGAGAUCAAGAAGUGUUUCCCCAAUGUCCACAAGCCCCGGCCUCACGGAGAGCUUCGACAGUACUUUAUCGCUGCUGAAGAAGAAGUCUGGGACUAUGCUCCUACAGUGCCUACAGAUGGGGCAGCAGAAACGUUUGUAACCCGAAGUCAAAAUCGCAUUGGAAGCCGCUAUAAGAAGGUUCGCUAUGUGGAGUACACUGACAUCACUUUCACCACAAAGAUACUGCGCAGCCCAGAGGAAGAACACCUUGGAAUUCUGGGACCUGUGCUGAGGGCUGAAGAGAAAGACACUAUCAGGGUGGUGUUCAAAAACAGAGCCAGUCGGCCUUACACAAUGCAACCACAUGGAGUGCAGUACAGUGUGGAACAGGACGGGACACUGUAUCACAAUGAGCUGGAAGAGUCUUAUACACAAACGAAACUGCGGGAGCUGAGGAGAGAGCCGAGAGUGGUGACUCCUCCCCCUGCUGCUCUGGUCAAACCUGGGAUGGUGCACACCUAUGACUGGAUGGUGCCUGUGGGUGCUGGACCUGUAGAAGGGGAGGCCGACUGUCUGACCUAUCUGUACUAUUCUGCAGUAGAUCCUGUUAAAGACACCAGCUCUGGACUGGUUGGGCCACUCCUCAUUUGUCGACCUAAAUCACUGAAGAAAGGAGUGCAGAAAAACUAUAACAAAGAGUUUCACCUCAUGGCUACUGUGUUUGAUGAGAACCUGAGUUGGUAUCUAGAUGACAACAUCAGGACUUACACUACUGCUCCCAACACAGUCAACAAGGAGGAUGAGGGCUUCAUUGAGAGCAACAGGAUGCAUGCCAUCAACGGGUUCGUGUAUAACAAUCUCCCAGGGCUGACCAUGUGUAAGGGGGACAAAGUAUCGUGGCAUCUCUCAGGACUGGGCUCAGAGUUGGACAUCAUCAGUCUUUACUUCCAGGGCAACCGCUUCAUAUACCAGCAGAACAGACGGGACACAAUCAGCGUUUUCCCUCACAUCUCCCGCACCAUCACGAUGGAGCCAGACAGCAUGGGUCAGUUUGAGGUGGUGUCUGCAACAGUGAACCAUUACCGUAACGGGAUGCGAGCCAACUACACGGUAGAGAGGUGCAGCAUAUUUCAGCGUCAGGGUGAGACGAUGUUGCAUUCGAAAACCUACUACAUCGCUGCCAUGGAAGUAGACUGGGACUAUGCUCCGAACCGAACCUGGGAGGCGGAGAUGUUCCGCGGCAUGGAGAGCCCUGCCCCGGCCUUUCUAGACAAGCAGGGUGGGUUUAUAGGCUCUCGUUACAAGAAGGUUGUCUAUCGGCAAUUCACCAACGACAAGUUUACCAAACAGGUAGAACGAACCGCUGAUAUGGAGCACCUUGGCAUUAUGGGUCCAAUGAUUCAUACUAAUGUGGGAGACAAAGUUUAUGUGGUUUUCAAGAAUAUGGCAACCAGACCUUAUUCCAUUCAUGCACACGGAGUCAAAACAGAAAGCACCAAUGUCCACCAAACCCAACCAGGUGAAACGCACACCUACACCUGGUAUGUCAACAAGAACACUGGACCAACCGCAGAACAAGAGGAGUGCUCUGUGUCAGCAUACUUUUCUACUGUAGAUGUUGCAAAGGACCUUUACAGUGGACUGAUUGGUCCAUUAGUGAUCUGCCGCCGUAGCUGGAGCAGGACUUUCGGAUUGAAAAAGGAAGUAGAAGAGUUUGCGCUGCUUUUAAUGGUUUUUGAUGAGAAUGAAAGCUGGUAUCUGGAUGAAAACAUCAGGGCACAGAUCAGGAACCCUCGCCCAAACUUAAAGGAUGAUGAAAACUUUAUAGGGAGCAACAGAAUGCAUGCCAUUAAUGGCUAUGUGUAUGGUAACCUGAAUGGUUUGAACAUGGAGGUGGGAGAUAAGGUGUACUGGUACCUAAUGGGAAUGGGCAAUGAAAUGGACAUACACACUGCACACUGGCAUGGCCAUGUUGUGGAAUAUAAGCUGGGUGGCGGUGCUCAUCGUACUGAUGUGUAUGAACUGUUUCCAGCCACUUUUCAGACAGUAAAGAUGCGUCCUCUGUAUCCUGGCACCUGGUUGCUCCACUGUCACGUCACACAGCACAUUAAAGGUGGCAUGGAGGCCAUGUAUACUGUUACUGAAAAACCAAAGAAGAAGGGAAUCUUUGGCUGAAGGGAGUCUUGAAGUCUUAAGGAAAAGCAAACUGAGACAAGUAAAGAGAAUAUCAGUGCCCAGUUUACUAAAGGCCUCAGUUGCUGGUGUAUAUCAGAAACCUAACAUAGAAUCAAGCAUUACCAACAGUACUAAAAUGUAUCUUUUUUUUUUUAUAAUCAUUUGUGUCCUUCAUUCCUUUCUAAUGGAAAUAAUAAUAAAAAAUAAUAAAAAAUAACUUUAAGGUCAAAA